Molecule: messenger RNA, 333 nt
Organism: Penicillium soppii
Lineage: Eukaryota; Fungi; Ascomycota; Eurotiomycetes; Eurotiales; Aspergillaceae
Product: C4-dicarboxylate transporter/malic acid transport protein
Exons: 2
Coding region: 1-333 (110 amino acids)
Source: RefSeq, a predicted model, not a curated record
AUGGUGUGUUCUGGUGGUACUUUGCUAUCCCUUGCAUCUUUCAUACUUCGCACACUCAGCCUGGGGGCUGGAAAAAGACACAGUUCAGCCAAUCUACUCUUUGAUCUUUCCAUGGGAGUCUUCAGCAACUCAGCUGUGAAGUUUGGAAACAUAAUAGGUUCCACCGCCUUCACCGUAUUUUCAACGGGUCUUUUGAUUGUGCUCAUUGUCAUGUGGGUAGUGCAUCAGAUUCUCACCUUGAAAGGAAUAGUGACGGGGCACCUCCUGAGCCUAGAACAUGGUUGGGGGAUGAAAGCUAGUGACCGCCAGUCUGCCGAGGUCAAAGAAUUGUGA